Molecule: messenger RNA, 1625 nt
Organism: Carcharodon carcharias (great white shark)
Lineage: Eukaryota; Metazoa; Chordata; Chondrichthyes; Lamniformes; Lamnidae
Gene: rlig1
Product: chromosome 21 C12orf29 homolog
Exons: 7
Coding region: 5-985 (326 amino acids)
Biological process (GO): response to reactive oxygen species
Molecular function (GO): RNA ligase (ATP) activity
Source: RefSeq, a predicted model, not a curated record
AGCUAUGCAACAGCCGGGCUCGGUGCAGCAGAAAAUCCCCUGCGCUUUCAGCACUCAGGUCAGGGAUGAGCCGGGAACCAAGCGGGCCAACCAGCCUUUCAGAGUUUUGGCUACUGGAGAGCUGAGUUUGAAGGCACUGGAAGCAGAUAUACACCAUGCAAUCGCCACAGAGAAAGUGGACGGAUCCUGCUGCUAUGUCACUAAAUACAAAGAUUUGCCGUAUCUCUGGGCUCGAUUGGACAGGAAACCUACCAAACAAGCAGAGAAGCGAUUCAGGAAAUUUCAGACUUCCAAAACCAGCGCCGCGUUCACUUGGAAUCUUGACGAUGACUUCAGGACAGUUAGCGAUUCCUGGAUCCCGGCCCAUGGAGUGCUCCAAAUAAAUGGUCGACUGCAACCAGAUGAAAACGGGCACAUUCCUGGUUGGAUUCCAGUCGGGAAAGGGAGCAAACCCUACUGCUGGCACCUUUCCACUGUGAAUUAUGAUACUGGAUUAGCUCUGGUUUUGAAACCCUGCUCAGAGAAGAAUCUUCUAGAAAUUACCAUGGUUCCACUAGUGGAGCUUCUUGAACAAACUUUGGAGGUUGUAGGAACACAUAUUAACGGCAACCCAUACGGGCUGGGAAACAAGAGGCGACCUGUCCAUUUCCUGAUUCCUCAUGGAUCCCUGCAGAUUGAGAAACCUCUGACACUUAAGCUCACGGAUCUGAUCUCAUGGUUUGUGGAAAGCCCAGAGGGGAAAGUCGAAGGCAUUGUGUGGCACUGCACAAAUGGAGUAUUAAUCAAACUUCAUCGUCAUCAUUUGGGUUUACAGUGGCCAUUGCCAGACCCAUAUUUGACUGCCCGCCCUUUAUUCAUUAAUGUUGAUCUAACUGAGUACGAGUGCGAUCUUGAAACUAAGUCAUCAUUUCUGGUCUUUGCAAGGCUCAACGGGAAGCAGUUUGACUACUUCAAAGACAUUCACUGGGAAGAUGUUGAAAAUUAAUACGUUACUGCAUCAGUCAUGAAAUUCCAGUUCAGCAAGGUUAGCGUUUGAAAGGCAGCAGUGGCUUGUGUGUUAAUAGGGUUGUGGGACUGUGGUUGGACUGUUAGGUCUGCCAUGAUGAUGUCUUUGCUCUCGGUCACUGCCCAUGGGAUGUUGCUAACCAGAAUAUUAAAACAUUUCUUUUUACAUGAACUGAAAAUGGUGAGCUGCAACAUUUUAAUGUAAAAAUAGUCAUAUAUAAUUAUGUGAAGGAAAAUCCCAAACCUGGCACAAGCUAUUUACACGACUUAUUUAUGUUGGUGGGUUAACUACCAUUUCAACAGGUGGGUGAACAAAGUCCAUGUUUGAUAGUUUAAGAUUAAUGAUCCAAACACUACAACGAACCAGACUUAUUUCCUCAAAACUAUACUAUCCUGCUAGGUCCAUGCAUGUAAACAUUGACAAAGUUAGAUUUUUGUAUUUUAAUACAGUGUGUUGCUGCUAUUUCUAUCUUUAAAAAUCUGUAACUUGGAUGUGUUGCUUUUGGAAAAAUGCAUGUAUUAAACCUUGCCCUUGGUUUGUAGGAUUGGAAACUUGGUUCAGUCACUGCUGUGUUAUUUACAGUGUAUUGGUGAUUCCUAAUUCUCCACUCUCUGCUGGA